CAUGAGAUUUAGUAAAGAGAGAUUUUGAAAAAUAACAACAACAACAGCAAAACCCACCAGGAGUUUUGGAAUGAAAAGCUUAGUGAGUCAGAUUUUUAAAAAUCAGUUGAAGCUGGGCAGUUGUAGUGCACACCUUUAAUCCCAGCACUCGGUGUGCAGAAGCAGGUGGAUCUCUGCUUUUAGGCCAGCCUGGUCUACAGAGUGAGUUCCAGGACAUCCAGGACUACACAGAGAAAUGCUGUCUUGAGAAAUCAACAAUUAAAUAAAUAAUAAAUAAUAUAAAAAUAAAUGAAUUUUUAAAAAUCAGCUGAAAAAUCCUCAACAACUGACUAGAUCAAGUGAAGAAAUAAUAUUGGAGCUUCAAAUUGUUCCUUCCAAAAUAAUAUGUUUAGACAGAUAAAACAAAACUCCGAGAAAGGAUGAAUGGGGCAUGGGAGAUCCCUGGGCAGCUUUAGAGAUGACAACAACCUGAGUAGGAAGUGGUCACUCAGCAGGCUCCUGUGCUGAAUGCCCAGGCUGCAGCUGACGGCUGAAAGAUAACUGGAUCAAGGAUGCUGAUAUCAUUGGUGGCAUGGAUGGAGGAGGCAGGUCACUGGGCAGUGAGGUGGGGAAACACAUCUUUGAAGAUUGCCCCUGGCCUCUCUCUCUUUGUCAGAGCUUCCAGGACACUGUAGGUGAGCAGGUCUGCUCUGCCAUGCCCUUCCACCAUGAUGUACUGCUUCACUGCUGGUCCCUAAACAAUGGACCAACCAGUAUUGGACCAUAGACUGGGGCCUCUGAAACGCAACCCCAAAUAAAUCUUUCUCUCUUAAAUAUCUGCUACAGUAAUUGGAAACUGACUAACUCAAAGAGCAAAUAUCUGUCUCAUCAGCAUAUUAGCAGGAAAGGAGCUACAGGUCAAAGAUAUAGGAAAUCUAUUUAAUGAAAUAAUAGCAGAAAAUUCCACAGUCUCAGGAAAGACAUGGAAAUACAGAUUGUCCUUGUGAUUGGGAUGCUCUCUCUUCCUCCUCUGGGUGUAGGAUUCCUUCAACAUUGUUGUGCCUGCGUCUCAAGACAAGACCCCGGAGCAAGACCACCACAGAGCCGAUAUCCAAUGCAAAACACGCAGGAAUUUAUUGAUAACAAGCAAGCCUGGGCUUGGCCUGUAUCCAACACUCAACACAGCAGGUGGAGGAGGACGGCCCUGAGCUCUGAGAGUGAGGGGUUUUUAAAGGGAAAAACCACAACAAAACAACAACAACAACAACAAAAAAAAAACAAGCCUUGGUAUCAUAUGAUUGGGUGAGGGUAUGUAACCUUUGAAUUUACUGGUUAAGGGUUACAGUUAUCAUUUUGGGGGCUGUCUGGACAAGUCCCAGACUUUGUUCUUGAGCUGCCAUGGAGGCUGGCCAGCCUUGCAGGUUCACUUUGACCCAUGCACAUAGCUCUAAGUUGGUGAGGGGUCCCAGACAGUAAACAACUGGCUGAACCUUGAGCAGUCAGAGUAGGUGCAGAAAGGGAACUACUGCAAGGACUAUGUCUUUUGUUAAGUCUCAGGAGACUGAAAUUGAGGCCUGAUCUCUGAGAGAAGACUGAGCAGCCUGCUAUGGCAUCUGCUUGGUCCUCUCAGCAUCUUCGUUACUGCUGGGUGAAUGCCAUGGAUCCCUGAGUUUCUGCUCCUCUUUGAAGGUCUGUGCUUCUCCUUUCCAAAGGGACUCAUUGUGUACGAUAAUCCUGUUUGAAAAUCGUUUUCUUUCAGAACGUGAAGGACUUCAUUAAAUUCCAUCGUGGCCUUUAUAAUUUCUGCUGGGAAAUCUGUCUAAUGAGCUUACCUUUAAAUGUGACACGGCAUACUCCUUAAAUUUUAGUAUUCGUUGUUCUGUGUGUUUAGAAAGAGGAUUGACAAUAAAUAUUGUAAGGCCAGCCUGAUCUAUAACAUACUGGGUUCCAUGCUGCCCAGCGGUACAUAGUGAGAAGCUGUCCCAAAACGACAGCAAAAAUAUAAACAAAAGCUCCAGUAACAACAGCAACAAGAAAUUCUAGAAUUAAAAAUGAAUUAAAACAUCUUAAGAAUGAUUUUAGUAGCAAGUGAGGGUGGUGUAAGAAAAAGUAAAUGAAAUAAAAAAAAUACCAAUACCUGGCUCUAAAUAAAAUGAUUCAUCACAUAGUACUAGGGUGAUUAUUAUUUUUUAAUAAUUUAUUUAACUUUACAUGCACUGAUGUGAAGGUGUCAGAUCCCCUGGAACUGGAGUUCCAGACAGUUGUGAGCCACCAUGUGGGUGCUGGGAAUUGAACCCCAGGUCCUCUGAAAGAGCAGCCAGUGCUCUCCACCACUGAGCCAGCUCUCCAGCCCCUAGAGUAAUAAUAUUAUUAAUUGAAGUUUUAGAAGAGAAGAAAGUGGAGCAGAAAAUGUGAAGGAAUAUAAGCAAAAGGUGAACAACAGAAUUCACAUUGAAACGGCUGGACCAGUGACAAGGUAAACAUGAAGAUAACGCCCUAAACACUUCACAAUCAAACCAUAGAGAGCAAAGAUAAGGAGAAACCUGAAAGCUGCUGAGAACAACACAUGCUGUGAAACUCAGCAGUGCCACCAUCAUUGACCUCUUACCUAGAAAGAUGAAGUUCAGAUGCCAUGGAGAAAAUUCUCUGCAGGGCCACAAGAGUGGUAGAGCUGGUCCUGCCCGUACCAGCUACAGCACAUGGGACACGUGAGCUGACCCUGUUGGUGGGGGCUCAGGUGAGCUGGGCCUGUUGGUGGGGGCUCAGGUGAGCUGGGCCUGUUGGUGGGGGCUCAGGUGAGCUGGACCUGUUGGUGGGGGCUCAGGUGAGCUGGGUCUGUAGGCCUGCAAGCAGGAGCACUGCCCCUGCCUUCUCCCUGGUAUCCAAGGGGUUGCAAGAAAAAGGGAAAUAGCCCCCUCCCCCCACCCCUUGCUGCCUUCAACAGGCAGGAGAGCUGACCUUGGGAACAUGAAUACUGAAGAGUUGGCCCUGCCCCUCACCACGUGCACCAGUCUAAAGAGUGGUCCCUGCACCUCACCUGGGCAGAACAGUAGAGCCUGCCCUGGUGGUAGGAAUGCAGGUGAGGUGGACCCAAGGGUGUGAAAGCAGGGGAACUGACUCUGCUCCUUACUGGCUGCUACUUUAGGUGAGCUAGCCAGGGCAGUGCUGGAAAGCUCUAGCCUGGGUGGUGACAAUGAGGGAAAGCUGGCAGGUUGACUAACCCAGCUACCACCCUGGCCCAGAACCAGGACUACAAGGUCACCCACCCCAAUACCCACCUCAUCUAUGAACUGCUGGAGCUUGUGAAGGGGCUGGACCUGCAGAUCCAAAGCUACUGGAUUUCCAUGAUACAAGGCAAUGAUAGGAGAUUGAAGAAGAGCCCUAGUGAGGGCCCAGUAUUGAGGGUGUAGCAGAAGCCAGAGGCCUUGAACUCACCGAUAUUCCAUUGCAAUGAAUAGGUACAAGUAAAGAUGUGUGGACUAAAGGGUAGACUGUGUGGCUCACUGGGCCACACCACAGCUUCCAUGCUGAGACUUUUUUUUUUUUGUCUUUUGUUGUUUUGUUUUUUGGUGUUUUUGUUCGGUUGGUUUGGUUCUACUUUUAAAUUUUGUUUUUGGCAGGCAGGUUGCAAGGGCAGAAGGCAGAAAAAAGGGGAGAGGGAGAUGAGCAGGAUCAGGAUGCAUGAUGUGAAAUCCACAAAGAAUCGAUAAAAAGGUUAAAAAAAAAGAAUGUUAAAACGCAAUUCUGUGUCCAACAGGAUGAAUAAAGUCAAAAUGUUUUCAAAUAAAACAUCAGCGGGCUGCUCCAGGAGAAAUGCUGAGGAAUUUCAUCUGUCUGAAGAGAAAUAGUAUUAACGAAACACUAAGACCUUCAAGAAUGUAGCUAUAAGAGGCACCUUUAUUCUCUCUUAAAAUACACAGCAGUUCAAAGCAAAAUUUAUAAAAUUGUCCUGAGGAGUAUAUAGUGUAUAUAUGACAGACAUAACAAAGGACAGCCAGGGAUGGUAGUACUAAACCUACAGUACCGAUGGUUUCUACACUGGAUGCACAGUUGUGAGCUCAAUAAUUAAGUGGUUUGUAUAAAGUGGUUAUUAACAGCACCAUGCUCUAACCAAUUAUGUCAACUGGCCAGCCUGAAAACUAGUUGUAUUAUAAUCUCUAAAGAGACUUAAUAUAUAAGGCAAAGAACUGGAGCUAAAUGCCAGCAGAAAACUAAAAUAGAUAGCUAUAUGACACAGGUUAUAUAACCCAGGCAAGUCUGGAACUUACGAUGUAGCCCAGGCUGCUCUUAAACUUUAAAAUCCUCCCACUUCAGCCUCCUGGGUAUUGGGAUUAUAGAUGUGUGCUACUGUGCCCAUCUUAACAUGAAUUCCAAAAAAUAUUCAAAUAUACUAAAAGGAGACAAGAAAGGGAGAACAAAAGAACACACACACACACACACACACACACACACACACACACACACACACAGAGAGAGAGAGAGAGAGAGAGAGAGAGAGAGAGAGAGGAGGGAAAAACAGGUAAAUGAUGGAAAACCAAAGUUUAACCAUAUCAAUUACCACAUUAAUUAUCUAUGGAGUGAAAAGGAAGACCCAAUUUUAUUCUAUUAUGUAUGUAUUUUAAGUACAGUGACAUAGAGCCAGGCACACUGUAUGCAUCCAAGGUUUACGAUAUUCACCAGGCUGAGAUGAGAUCACUUGGGUUUACGAUAUUCACCAGGCUGAGAUGAGAUCACUUGAGCCUAGAGUUGAGACCAGCCUGAGCAACAAGUGAGACUCCCAUCUCAAAAUGAAAAAUAAAUGUAAAGACACAAACAGAUUACAGGUCAACGGGAAAAGGAAAGCAGAUGAGUGAUUAAAGACACAGAGGCAAUUAGCAAGCAUAGCAUUAGGUAAAGACUUCAACUCAAGCAUUAGCAGAGGUACAGGGGGACAUUCAUAAUGAUAAAUGUCAGUUCAUCCAAAGAUACGGUAAUCAUAAAGUGUUUCUACAUGUCAUAGGAGUUUCCCACUCCACAGAGCAAAGUACAUGAGAAUGAAAGAGAGACAAUUCUGCACCUGUACAUAGCAGGAAAUCUUACCAUCCCUCUUAACUGACAGAAAACAGUAUAGAAAAUAAAGCUAUAUAGUCAGAGGUGAUGAACAAUAUGGUCAACCACCUUGACCUAGCGUUUGCUUACAGAACACUACACCCGAAGCUGCAAAAAUACACUUGUAAGGAUGCAAAGCAUGUUCACUAGAACAGACCAUAGAGCAAACCUCAACAAAUUCAUGGGGAUUGAAGGCUAGCUCUUGUUCUCUGGCCAAGGCAGGGUGGAGAGGAAGAGUUGAGUACCCUGAGGCCACUGAAGAGUGAGGAAAUGGUGCUGAGGAGAAGGCAGUCACAGGAUGUCAGAUACCAGAUGUGGAAAGGAGGGAGGAAGGAAGGAGGCACCAUUUGCCUACCUGGACCCCAGCCCUCAGGCUCUGGCUUCUUGCCUGGCCCCAGGGUCAUAGCAGAGGUGCUGCUGCCUCAUUCAGAUUGGCUAGGACACUGGUGCUCAGAAUCUGCCCCCAGAACUUCCUGGUUAUCCCAUUUAUCUGCCAGAUCCAUGGCCAACUUGUCCUCUUUGCUCUGGUCACAGAAGACAAACGUCUCAGAAGGAGUGAAGUGUGGUGACUACAAGAUGAGUUUCGCAUCACAGGCCUACAUCUCAACCCAGACCCUAGUAAGGGCAUCUAGCACCAUUAAGUUCUUCUUCUCUGAGGCGUUCAUGGGUCAGCACUUCCAGGAGGUGGACUUAGACAAAGGCGAGCCUCAGCCUGGAGACCUCUUCCUGUUCAAGUUGCGGUCUCCUAGGGCACAGUGGUGCGGGGCCCACGUGGGUGUUUACUGUGGCCACGGAGAGAUCAUACACUUUGAGGGCAGGACCUCUGGCAGUGGUGGAUUACAAACCCUUCUGGGUUACUGCGAAGGUGUGGUGUGCAAACAGGGUCACCGCGCGCUGCAGCGCUCCCGAGAGCUCUGGCGUGUGCUUCGCAGACGCGGUGGCAUUGACCCUAAGGUGCUGGAGCGCCGUGUGCAAGAAGCUAUGAACAGCGAUCCUCCUCUCUAUAAUCCUACUAGCAGCAACUGCGUGCACUUUGCACUGAAGCUGUUGGGUGUUGACUCAAUGUCAAUGGAAAUGGACUUAACCAGGGAUUAAUGUGACCUUGGGCCCUCCUGAGUGGGCCAGAAGAGGCUUCAGAAAGCAUCAUUAAAGUCUUUUCUAAAACUU
Peromyscus californicus insignis is the source of this 6234-nucleotide messenger RNA. RefSeq lists its product as uncharacterized. The transcript is spliced from 6 exons. The record is from RefSeq and is a predicted model, not a curated record. Bases 5338 to 6162 code for a protein of 274 amino acids. Lineage: Eukaryota; Metazoa; Chordata; Mammalia; Rodentia; Cricetidae.